AGUGGCGCGAACUCCCGGAAGACUCAGCAAAGGCUCCCAGGAUGAACGGGUGGCGGUGGCUGCUGCUGCUGUGGCCGCGCUGACAGGACACGAGCUCUAUGCCUUUCCGGCUGCUCGUCCCGCUUGGCCUCCUGUGCGCGCUGCUGCCCUUGCACCAUGGUGCGCCGGGCCCCGAUGGCACCGCGCCCGACCCCGCGCACUACAGGGAGCGAGUCAAGGCCAUGUUCUACCACGCCUACGACAGCUACCUGGAGAAUGCCUUUCCCUACGACGAGCUGCGACCUCUCACCUGUGACGGGCACGACACCUGGGGCAGUUUUUCUCUGACUCUAAUCGAUGCUCUGGACACCUUGUUGAUUUUGGGGAAUGUCUCAGAAUUUCAAAGAGUGGUCGAAGUACUCCAGGACAACGUGGACUUUGAUAUUGAUGUCAAUGCCUCUGUGUUCGAAACCAACAUCCGAGUGGUAGGAGGACUUCUGUCUGCUCACCUGCUAUCAAAGAAGGCUGGGGUGGAAGUGGAGGCUGGAUGGCCCUGCUCUGGACCUCUUCUGAGGAUGGCUGAAGAGGCAGCCCGGAAACUCCUCCCAGCAUUUCAGACCCCUACUGGCAUGCCGUAUGGAACAGUGAACCUGCUUCAUGGUGUGAACCCAGGAGAGACUCCUGUCACCUGUACGGCAGGGAUUGGGACCUUCAUUGUGGAAUUUGCCACCCUGAGCAGCCUUACUGGUGACCCUGUGUUCGAAGAUGUGGCCAGAGUGGCCCUGAUGCGUCUCUGGGAGAGCCGGUCAGAUAUUGGGCUGGUUGGCAACCACAUCGACGUGCUCACUGGCAAGUGGGUGGCCCAGGACGCGGGCAUUGGGGCUGGCGUGGACUCUUACUUUGAGUACCUGGUGAAAGGAGCCAUCCUUCUUCAGGAUAAGAAGCUCAUGGCCAUGUUCCUAGAGUAUAACAAAGCCAUUCGGAAUUACACCCGCUUUGAUGACUGGUACCUGUGGGUGCAGAUGUACAAGGGGACUGUGUCCAUGCCGGUCUUCCAGUCUCUGGAGGCCUACUGGCCUGGUCUUCAGAGCCUCAUUGGGGACAUUGACAAUGCCAUGAGAACCUUCCUCAACUACUACACCGUCUGGAAGCAGUUUGGGGGGCUCCCGGAAUUCUACAACAUUCCUCAGGGAUAUACAGUGGAGAAGCGAGAGGGCUACCCACUCCGGCCGGGUAAGCAGCAUCUCUGGUCCAUCUCUGGCACACAAGCUCUGAGUCUCCAAACCCCAGACCUCACAUUUCUAUGAGGCUCCAUGCCUCCCUUGCAA
Phacochoerus africanus (Common warthog) is the source of this 1307-nucleotide messenger RNA. RefSeq names its product ER degradation enhancing alpha-mannosidase like protein 2 (gene EDEM2). Gene Ontology annotation, cellular component: membrane; endoplasmic reticulum. The transcript is spliced from 9 exons. Gene Ontology annotation, molecular function: mannosyl-oligosaccharide 1,2-alpha-mannosidase activity; calcium ion binding. Gene Ontology annotation, biological process: mannose trimming involved in glycoprotein ERAD pathway; endoplasmic reticulum mannose trimming; carbohydrate metabolic process. The record is from RefSeq and is a predicted model, not a curated record. NCBI's taxonomy places the organism in Eukaryota, Metazoa, Chordata, Mammalia, Artiodactyla, Suidae. Bases 99 to 1286 code for a protein of 395 amino acids.